Leptopilina boulardi is the source of this 2305-nucleotide messenger RNA. RefSeq lists its product as uncharacterized. NCBI's taxonomy places the organism in Eukaryota, Metazoa, Arthropoda, Insecta, Hymenoptera, Figitidae. Bases 133 to 2028 code for a protein of 631 amino acids. The record is from RefSeq and is a predicted model, not a curated record. The transcript is spliced from 13 exons.
UCUUGUGUUAUAGCAAAAAACGAAAAGAAGUGAUUUUUUCAUAAAAAGCUAGGAAAAAUAUAAAUUUUGAAAAAAAAAAUUUGUGAAAUUAAAUACCUAAUUUUCAAAAAAAAAAAAUUAAUUAUCGUAGAUAUGAAGAUAAAAAUUCUUUUAUCGUUACUCGGAUUUUUUACAUUAAUAUCAAUUGGUCAAGGAUUAUCUCUUAGAAGAUCAGAGAGGAUUGCUGAAAAAUUUCCAGUUUUCGAAUUAUUAAAUGAAACGGCUUUUGAUAGGAAUUUCAAAGGAAAUCAUACGAAUGUUUUGAAUAUAUUAAAAUUAAAUUAUCAAGAAAAAUUGAAAACUCUGCCACGGAUUAUUGAAGAUUUCAUCAUUACAAUUGACAAUAAUGAUGACGAUUUAUCGAUCAAAAAUUCGGACGUGUCACCAAAAAAUUUAAUUUUACUUUUUAUUCAAGAUGAUGAAUUAAAUGGGGAUAAAAUUUGGAACGAAUUAAAAAAAUCUCACAUUUUUCCUGUUCAGGGAUUUCUUCAAAAUUGUCAGAAUGAGAAAAAAUUUAGUAGAUUUCCACUUGAGGAGAGCAUGAAUUCAGACGAUUUAUUAGAAUGUGAUUGUCAAAAUUUUUUACAAAAAAAUGUUAGAAAUUUAUUGGGCUGGAGUAAUUGGGCAAAACUUAUAAUGUCCAGUGAUGAAACAAAAGAAAAAUUUAAAAAAAUUGUCGAAACUUUUGGAAUUUUUGCAUCUUUAAAUUUGAAUUCCACAAUUCCACCUUUACUUGCGAGAGAGUCUUCAAUUUUUCGCAAAGUACUAUUUGGCGAACAGUCCGCAUUAGAAAAUAAUUGGCAAUUAUUGGAUUUGACUAAAGAGAAAACUAUUUCCCAUACGUUUGCAGGAGAUGAAGAAUUAACGAAAUUUUUUUCAUCAUUUUCAAUGUUAAGAAUUGCCUUUUAUAAAAAAUGGCUAAAUUCCUUGUUUAUUGGUAAUGAAAAAAAUGAUGAAGAUCUUAAUGGAAAUUUAUUGGAAUUAGUUAAAGACACUAUUGGAAAAAUAAAAUCAUUGUCUUAUGAUGAAAAUUUUAUUUUUAUUGCCUUUUCACCUGUCAAUGAAUUAGCGGAGGCUAUUGAUUAUUUAAAAUAUAGGGUAUCUGGAUUCGAUACAUUGUUACUUGUGUCAGGUACUUGCUCUCGAGAAAGAAAAGUGGUUCCAUUUUUUGCACGUGGUCCUGGUUCGAAAUAUUUUCAUGAAGCAAAUUCAAUUUGGGAUAUUCCACAUUUAGUUAAACGAGUUGCAUCUGAUUGCAAAGGAAAUUGGUGUAAAAUGGAGUCCACUAAUGAAAAAUUGAAUCUUAAAAAGAAAGUUUUUAAAAGAACUGCUAAAAAUGAAGAUUCUGAAAGAAGGGUGGAAAGUACGACUCUAGUUAACAAUGCAACUAAUGAUGAGAUUACAAAUCCUUCUGCCAAAAACGAAAUUAAUAAUUCAACUGCUAACAAUGUCUCGAUUACUGUUACUACUAAAAUUCCAGAAUUAAAUAGUUUCUCGGCUUUGGAAAAUAAUGUUUCAGGUGUCAAUAAUUCGGCGAAUUUGACUGAAAAAUCACUUGAGAAUAAUAUUUCGGAAAUUGCUACUACAAAUAGAAUUGAUAACAAAUUCAUGGAUUUAACUACUGUUGAGAGUAUUAAAAAUAACAAAACAACUAAAUUAAGAAAAGUGAUUAUUGAGAAUAAUUCAACGGAUGUUGAAAAAAUAAUUAUUAAUGAUACUAAAGUCACGACCAAUAUUGUCAACGAUAUAAAAACAACAAUAGAAAUAAAAUCAACUACUGAGACUAAGAGUGAUGAAAAAAUUAAAAUUGAUAACAAAAUUAAUGAACAAAUUGAAUUUAAAGAAGAAAAUUUUAUGAACAAUAUUACAAAUGGAAAAAAUGAGUCAGAAAAAAUUGCAGCUCUUUCAAAGGCAUCAUUUUUCUCAAAACAAACAUCGACCAUUGUAAUUAGCGUUUCAACGUCCUUCAUCGCUCUCUUACUUUUUUAAUUCUAAAAACUUUCUAUUUAAUUUGCUUUUUUUCAUGAAAGUUUUUUUUUUGGUUUUUCUUUUUUUUCAAACAAUUUUAAUUUUUUUCAGUAAAUUUAUAUUUUUUAUUUAGUUCAAUUUUUUUUAUUUCUAAUUUUUAAAAAUUUAUUUUUCACAAUUAAUAACAUAUUUCAUGUUUUUAAUUUAUGAAACAAAUAUUUUGUUGACGAACAUUAACUUUUUUUUGAAUUCUGUGAAAAAAAGGAAAAAAAAUUAAAGUUUAAUAAAACAAGAAUGA